Molecule: messenger RNA, 3347 nt
Organism: Chionomys nivalis (European snow vole)
Lineage: Eukaryota; Metazoa; Chordata; Mammalia; Rodentia; Cricetidae
Product: zinc finger protein OBI1-like
Exons: 4
Coding region: 90-2135 (681 amino acids)
Biological process (GO): regulation of DNA-templated transcription
Source: RefSeq, a predicted model, not a curated record
CUGGAACCCUCCAUCUUGGGCUGUGUGUCUGCUGCCCGGGAAGCUCCUGCGCAGCUCUGGUGGCGCAGUGACGCCCUGGAUGCAGGGCAAUGGUAGGAGGGCGCCGGCGGCACCGAGAAGCGGACAUGCCUUUGGUGUCAUUUGAGGACGUGGCUGUGGACUUCACCUGGCAGGAGUGGCAGGAGCUGGAUGCUGCUCAGAGGACCCUCUACACGGAUGUGAUGCUGGAGAACUACAAGAGCUUGGUGUGGCUGGGGCACUGUUUAACCAAACCUGAGUUGAUCUCUAAGUUGGAACAAGGAUUGGCACCGUGGAGUGGCGCCGAAGUCGCAGAGCAGCGCCUACCAGAUGUCCAUAAAUGGAGUGCCCUGACUGAAACAAGACAGCAAGAUCAAGAGAAGUAUUUAGGUCAACUUGAAAUCACCAAGAGAAAUACACCAAAUGAAGAUAUGGUUGAUGUAGAAAAAAUAUUCAAUGUGGACUCAAACUGCAUUUCAAAUAUGAACAUGAAAAAUGAAGUCUAUUAUAGAAUGUUCCAUCAGGAGCUGGUUAAUCCAUGGCAAGAUGUGCCUUUGCCUAGUGAGCCUUCUGAGAGGCAGGGAACAGAAGUAACUCAUGAUUUGAAAGGAUCAUGGGACGUUCUCUCGUAUCCUGACCAUUCUAUUCACCACAGCAAGGAGAAGUGCUCAGAGUGUCAUUUUCAGUAUUUUGGGCCAGAUGACACCUUCCACACAAAAGCAAUAUUAACACCUAAGAAGUUUCACGUUCAAGCAACCUGUAGGAUGUUCAGUGACUAUGAGAAAUCCUUGGAUGAGGUAGUACAUCCUGCCCAAUAUAUGACUCAGUUAAGAAAGAAAGCUUCGGGAUGGAAUACAGAUCAUAAAAUACAUCCAGGCAAGACUGAACUCAGUAACCAUGACAACAUGCUCAUGGAAGAGAAAGGUUAUAAAUGCGAUUAUGAGAAACCCAUGCUUCAGGAAUCAGACCUUAAGAAACAUCAGGAAGCAUAUGCAGAGAAAGAGCCCCAGGGACACAAGGAAAACACCAAAUUCUCCUGUCUGGAUGCUGAACUACAAAUGGUUGAUCAGAAAGCACACAUAGAGAAACAAACUUAUGAAGGUAAAGUGUCUGAGAAAACCUUUUACCAUGAGUCACAUCACAUCAACCAUCAGAGAUCACACACCUGUGAGGAACCCUGUGAGUGUGAAGAAUAUAGGAAAACGAUCUGUGAUAAGUCAGCCCUCACCCAACAUCAGAGACUUUAUACAGAUGAUAAAUCCUGUGAGUGCAGAGAAUGCAGUCAGGCUCUCUACCCCAAUUCUCUACUGUCUCAAUAUCAGAGAGCUCAUACAGAUGUACAGCAAAAUGAAUGCAAGGAAUUAAUGAAAAUUUACUUCUAUAUAUCAAGCCUCACUCAACACCACACUCCCACUCUUAAGAAACCUUACGGGUGCAACGAUUGUAUGAAAACUUUCUCCCAUAAGUCUCAACUUACUCGCCAUCAGAGAACUCAUACAGGGGAGAAGCCCCAUGAAUGUAAAGAAUGCAGGAAAGCUUUCUGCCACAAGUCACACCUUAUCCGGCAUCAGGGAAUCCAUGCACCUGAAAAACCCUACGAAUGUAAAGAAUGUAAGAAAGCUUUCUACCUGAAGGCUCAACUCACUCAACAUCAGAGAACUCACACAGGGGAGAAGCCUUAUGAGUGUAAAGAAUGCCAGAAAGCUUUCUUCCGUAAUUCACACCUCACUCAACAUCAGAAAAUCCAUACAGGCGAGAAGCCACACAAAUGUAAAGACUGUGGGAAUGCUUUUGCCCGUAAGUCACACCUCACUCAGCAUCAGAAAACCCACACAGGUGAGAGGCCCUACGAGUGUAAAGAAUGUGGGAAAACCUUUUCUCGUAAGUCACAAGUGAUGCAACACGAGACAACUCAUACCGGUGAGAAACCCUACGAAUGUAAAGAAUGCAGGAGAACUUUCUAUCUUAAAGCAUAUCUUACUCGACAUCAGGUAAUUCACAAACCUGAGAAGCCAUUUGGAUGCAAGAAAUGUGGGAAGACUUUCUCACGGAAGUCAUACCUCACCCGCCACCAGAAGACACACAGAGCUGAGAAACCCGAUCUAGGCGAGAAAUAGAGGGAUGCAAAUUUUGAAGAACUUUCUUAAACUAGUCAGAAUUAACAGAGGACUUACAAAUAGGUGAGAAGCACCAUGCAUGUAGGAAAAUGUGUUGCUAUUACACCUUAGCCAACAUCAGAAAACCCAUGCCAGUAAUAGACCCUAGAAAUGUAAAAGUAUGAGAAAGGAUUAUACAGUAGUUAUGCCUCACUCUCUGUCAGAGUGCAUACAGGUGAGAAGCCAUAGGAAAUGGUAGGGGUGCUGUGCACAAGUUACACCUCAUUAAAAGUCAGUGAAUCCAGGUAAGUGAGGAACUCUGUGCAUAUGAAUAUAAAGCUGUAGUAAGGCUCUAACACAAAAGAGAUGACAUUCAGGCAUAAAUCCCAUCAAUGUAAACAAUGCAGAAAAGCUUACCAUCAUAAAAAAUCUCACUGUCUGAACACUUAUAGCUGGGAUGAUGAAUUUAAUGAAUUUAAAUGAUUCAAACAUGAGAAAUUUUUUGACAAGUCAGAUCUCAGUGUCUGCCAGAAAUCUCAACACAGGUGAAGAAAAUGUACUAAUCUAGGGAAGCUUACAAAGCCCUGGCAAGUAAGGAGUCCUGUGAGUGUAAAUAAUCCAGGGAUGUUUGAAGGAGCACUUUUAAUAUCAGCUUCUCUGAGUGUUGAUGCUUACAUUUCACUUGUACUGAGACAAGGCUAGCCUGAGUAAUGCACCAUGUCCUUUUUAAAAACUAGGUCUCUAUGUAAACCAGGCUGGCUUCAAACUCAUGGAGAUCCACCUGCCUCUGCCUCCCAAGUGUUGGGAUUAAAGGUGUGUCUCACCAUGCCUGGCUUUUAAUAAAAAAAUGUUUUUUAUAAAAAUGUCCAUUCAAAUUGUAUUGGACCCUCUCCUUAUAGGAAAUGGGAAAGACACCAGUUUAGAACCAACUGAAAGUAUUGUCAAAAACGUUUUAGUGGGAUUUGAAGUUCAGCUAGCAUCAGAAUACCAUGAAGACAGACACACAACAUGAAUAUAGGGACUGUACCUCACUCACCUCUGCAUCAGUGGUUCAUGCUAGAAGCCUCCAUACAUCAUGGUUGUGAAGUUCCACAAAGUCACAUAUCUACAGGCAUUGCAAAGUCCAUCUGAGUGGCAAGGGCUGAAAAAGGCUGGCAUGUGGCCCACUGCCAGAGUGUUUGUCAUCUAUUACCCAUUCUUUCAAAUUCAUGCAAGUACCCUGCAUUGUCAAAU